GAAAAUAGCGAAUAUUUCUUCACACGUUCUAACAAGAAUCAUGGCUACACUCUGUCGUUAGCUCCCGUUGGGCACUUUGUCUCUAUUCUGACAGGGCUGACCUCACGAACUACAAAUACUAACCGGAAGUAGUUAAAACUCUUGUUUUCUGUGCUGAAGCAGAAAUGAGACUUCCUCUUCGCCCCUUUUGCAUCUUUAGGUGUUUAUUAACUCGAAGGCGACAAACAACAGACCUGCAGCGGCGAGGCCUGAUCGGUGCAGGGAUGCGCCUGGUGCAGUUUCAUCCCCAUGGUGACGGAGGAGCCAUCAGAGUGGGAGUGGAGCAAGGUGACGGAGGGCUCGGUGUGGUGGAUCUGAAGGCGUUUGACCCCUCCAUGCCCUCGACCAUGAGAGAGCUGCUGGAGCUGGGAGACAAGGGUCUGGAGUGUGCACAGAGAGCCCUGUCGUCCGGUCAGUGUGUGGUGCAGCGGUCAGACAUCCAGCUGCUGGCUCCUGUGUUGGCCCCGGAGAAGGUGGUGUGUGUGGGGAUGAACUACCGGGACCACUGCCUGGAGCAGAACGCCCCGAUCCCCAAAGAACCCAUCAUCUUCAGCAAAUUCCCCAGCGCCAUCACCGGGCCGUAUGACGACAUCGUUCUACCCUCAGAGAGCCAGGAGGUGGACUGGGAGGUGGAGCUGGCCUUUGUGAUUGGACGAAGAGGAAAAAACAUCAAGGAGGAAGACGCUCUCUCCUACGUGGCCGGAUUCACUGUGGCCAAUGAUGUCAGCGCGCGUGACUGGCAGAUGAAACGCAACGGGAAGCAGUGGUUGCUGGGAAAAACGUUUGACAGUUUCUGUCCUCUCGGCCCUGCCUUAGUGACUGCAGACGCUGUGAAAGAUCCUCACAGCCUGGGUGUCCGCUGCCUGGUUAAUGGAGACACAGUCCAGAGCAGCAGCACUGACCAGAUGAUCUUUAAGACAGAGGCGCUGGUCGCCUGGGUCUCUAAGUUUGUGACUUUGACUCCAGGAGAUGUUUUCCUGACAGGAACUCCUCCGGGAGUGGGUGUGUUCAGAAAGCCACCCGUCUUUCUCAAGAAAGGAGACGUGGUGGAGUGCCAGAUAGACCAAUUAGGCUCUAUUAUCAACAGAGUGGUCUAAACCCAGAGACCAACUGCUGAAAACAUCAACAAUCCUUUGCUUUGAAAUAAACUGCACUUCUGAUCGGCUGCUUCACACAAUGAAUAA
Messenger RNA from Centropristis striata (black sea bass), 1223 nucleotides. RefSeq names its product fumarylacetoacetate hydrolase domain containing 2A (gene fahd2a). The coding region runs from base 165 to 1136 and encodes 323 amino acids. The transcript is spliced from 8 exons. Gene Ontology annotation, molecular function: hydro-lyase activity. Lineage: Eukaryota; Metazoa; Chordata; Actinopteri; Perciformes; Serranidae. The record is from RefSeq and is a predicted model, not a curated record.